This is a messenger RNA of Neocloeon triangulifer, 3806 nucleotides long. Its product is annotated as GPI inositol-deacylase. Gene Ontology annotation, biological process: GPI anchor metabolic process; endoplasmic reticulum to Golgi vesicle-mediated transport. The transcript has 14 exons. Lineage: Eukaryota; Metazoa; Arthropoda; Insecta; Ephemeroptera; Baetidae. The coding region runs from base 93 to 2948 and encodes 951 amino acids. The record is from RefSeq and is a predicted model, not a curated record. Gene Ontology annotation, cellular component: endoplasmic reticulum. Gene Ontology annotation, molecular function: phosphatidylinositol deacylase activity.
GAGACUUUCUGGUCGGUGAACACAACAAUGUGGUGUGCUGCAAAUUCUUCACUUUGACAUUGCUAUCUUAUAAUGUAGUAAACACGAGAGCGAUGGCAGCAUUCAACUUAUUUAUCGCCAUAUCUGGCGUAAUUUUUGCACUUUUCGUUUUGGGAAUUCAUAAUUACUUGACCGCCCAUGAAGAGAAUUCAUGUGAAAUGACUUACAUGUUCGAAUAUCCGCAGUAUGUGAAAAUUGCACUGUCUGACAAUGAUACGAAGGAGUUUCCGAAGUACGGACUGUACGCUUACGGCGAGGGACAGUACACUGAAAAGCUGCGCAACAUGCAGUUUAAUGGCAUACCUGUUUUAUUUGUACCUGGCAACAGCGGAUCCUACAAGCAAGUACGCUCUCUGGCUUCCGUUGCUCUACGAAAGGCUCGUGACAGCAGGAGUCAAUUCCACUUCAACUUCUUCACAGCAGACCUCAACGAAGAGCACUCUGCCCUUUUUGGAGGAGUCCUUGCUGAGCAGACCAGAUUCAUAUCAGUCUGUAUCAACAAAAUUCUUUCACUAUACGGACGAUCAAGAAAUCCGCCUAAGUCGGUCCUGCUCUUUGGUCACUCGAUGGGAGGAAUGGUUGCUAAGGGUGUGUUCCUAGAGCCAGAUUUUGUUCCAGGCUCUGUGAACACAGUGCUAACUCUAGCCACGCCUCACUCCAGCCCAGUUAUGAUUUUGGAUCCAUAUGUAGCCUCUUACUAUCAAAAAGUCAACUCGCUUUGGGAAAUUGGUGACCCAAAUAGGCUCCUCAUUUCUGUUGGUGGUGGCCACAGAGAUUUGCUGGUUCGUUCAGGACUAACACUUCAAGGAAACGUUUCAACUUUGAGCACUGCUGUCCCUGCUGUUUGGGUUUCAGCUGAUCAUCUGUGCAUCCUGUGGUGCAAACAGCUUGUCUUGUCUUUGGCCAGAGCUCUGUUCGAUUCCGUAGAUCCCAAAACCAAGCUCUUGACUGACGAUGCACAAAUCAGACACCAAGCGUUCAGCUACCAUCUACUGCACCGCAAUUUUGGCAAGAGAGUAACUGAUGCAAACUACCCUCUCCAAGCCGAGUUCGACAAAGAGGGAGAGUGGCGAGAGUACUUAAAGCGUCAGUUUACUGUAAAAGAGACGCACCUGAAGAAACCUGUAUACAUCAUGGUUCGGAUAUUGCCAAACGACCUGAAACAUGAAUUUGUCGCAAUCGAAGCCAUUGGAUUAGAGAAACGGGAUUGGGUUUACGGCUGCAAUGCUGACUUGGUUUACAAACACGUUCGGAUGUGUGAACGUGGAAUAAAUUUGUCAAACUUUACUCAGUUUGUACCUUCGCUGAUGAAAAGACGAAAGAGUGUUACUUUUAAUCUGCACUCUCUAAAGAAACACGGUAUUAGCCACAUCAUCGUUAAGAUUCCUACUUCCACUAGUGAGGUUUUGCUAAACUUUGACGUAUUUUCGAGGGAGGAGAGGAUUCUUCAAGUUGAAUCUCUGCCGCCGAUUUAUUCGACAAGCGCGGAAGAAAUUGUUGCAACUACAGCAGUGGGUGCUCUGUAUUACCAGUUGCAGCUGCCUUCCUUGGAGAAAGCUUGGCAUGCUGCUAGUUUUGUGUUUGAGGCAAAUUGUGCUGCAUUAGACCAUCAUGCUGUUGCCACCUUAGCCACUGACUGGAGUACUGAGGAUUCACACGCUUUUGUUACUUCGACUGUUUCCCAGCGUCUUCCACUUAAACUGCACCUUCUCCGUCCCAAUGGUAUAGACAAAAACGCAACCGCUCACAUUACUCUUCAACUGGAUCCUUUGUGUACUUACAAUCUCAAGAUUGAACCUUCGCAACCAAUGAUUUUGGGCCAACUUGUCCGCUUCUACGCUCCUCAGCUGCCAGCAUACCUUGUUGCAGUCCUACUUCUGGCUUUGCGAGCUCAGCUUGAUGGUGUAUCUCAGGGCAACACUUGCAUAGCCUUUCAUUCUGCAAUCGCCUCAGGAUCAAAACCAUACUUCCUCAUGCCUAUUCUCAAAAUUUCUGUACACAUCCUAAGACUGGGCCCUGUUGCUAAAAUAUUUCCAAUGACAGAUUGGGUUUUACUGUAUGCUCAAGGGCUGGACAUGUUUUUCCUACCUCUGAUUUUGUAUUGUGUUGCGUCAUUUGCUGCUUACGUUUUUGGAUUAGCCGUCUGGAUUGCAGUACUUGUGUGGGGAACAACAGCCAACAAGAUUUUAGUCAAAUUCAUUUCAAGAUCUUUGUUUGGAGGAUUUCGCUGGUCCGAGUGGGUUUUGGGGACUUUUGCCAAACUCCCUUGUGCAGUGGCAUUUUUGCUGGUUGCUUUAGCUUAUGCAACCUGCGGCGCCCUUGCCCUUGCUGCUGGACUAUGCUUCUACUUUCUUUUGGUUGUAAAAAUGUACGAAGAAUACUUGGAGGAAUUACUGAAAGUGCCUUUGCGCUUGAUCAAAGGCCAGCGCACUGAAAUUUGGGGACGCUCGGAAACCUUCUUAUCUGAACUUCACUUUCAUUGCACUGGACUGCUUCUGUGGGCGGUCACAACUGGUCUCCAUGCACCUUGUGCCCUAGCAUGGGCAAGAGCUUUUCCAUUUGGAACUCGUUUAAGCCCGGAUCCUUCUUUGGCAGCAGCCUUAGCCCUUUGCGUCUGUGCCCCUGUCCUGUGGCAGCGCCAAAUGCCCCGCCAGUAUUUGAAACAUAGCCAAGAAAUGAGUGUAAUUUUAUUUGGAGUGGCUGCCGUGGGACUUAUAUUUGCUCCCGUCUCUCUCUAUCGGCUUAGUCCAUUUCUAGUCGCAGCAUUCAUGCUAGUCUGCUUGCAACAGUUGAUGGCCAAACAAGUUUUGCCAGCGCCAGAAUCUGGCACACCUGCUCCAGCAGCAGCAAUAACUGAGAAGGCUGAGGCGGACAAUGCUGUGGCUGAAGAGAAACUGAAGCAAAAUUAAAGCUACCACACAGCUGUCUAAUGCUGAAUUUGCGACUGAAUCAGUGGAUUGUUUGGGUUUAUACACCUCUCGAAUUCCCCGAAAUACAGUCUGCUUUCCUAGUACCAAUAUAUAGGCUGAAAUUAAAAUUGUUAACAACACAGUAACUGCCUAAGAUACAUAUUUGGAUUGAAAUUAAUCACUACAAUUGUAUGUUGUGGCCGUUGACCUCAUCUUUUGAUCUACAUUACAGUAACCUGACAUAGGUAAUAAAGAAUCCAAGAAUUUAAAAUUGAAGCUUUAAAAUAAUCAAUUUUUGUGUUAAUCUAACACGUUUUCCACUUACGGAAUACAAACAAUUUUAUAUGGGCAAUUGCAAUAUCCUUUUGUUGUAAGUUGAAUUAAGAUUUUUGUAUGUUUUCUAUCAAUUUCAUUUGCCGUGAUUAAUGAGUGUGAAGGAGUGUGUAUUGUCAUUGGAGGUAAAAACGGCCAAGUCUUCUGCCAAUUUUUGCGCCACAUUAGAAUUACACCACAUAAUUUAAGUGAGCCAACCAUGCUAAUACUUAAUUAGGGCUCAAAUAUAACAAAUAAAUUUAUCUUUUUUAACAGGGUGCGCUCCCUGUUGUUAAAAUUUGACAGCCCAGACCUCGGUUUUUUUUUUGCGUGUUUGGAUGUUUUGAUUGACUUAAAAUUUGCUGCUAUUGCUGAGGAACUUUUGAUAGAAAGUGUUCAUUCCUGAAGCAGGUUACCUCUGGUCAUGUUAAAAAGUGUUGCAAUGUUAUUUAUAUAGAAUGGCUCUUAAAUGCUGUCUAUUAUAAUGACGGCCUUGUAUUAUUGCGUAAUUAAUAAAUUAUUUACAACAAAAAAUUAAACAAAAAA